Molecule: messenger RNA, 1407 nt
Organism: Peronospora belbahrii
Lineage: Eukaryota; Oomycota; Peronosporomycetes; Peronosporales; Peronosporaceae
Source: the annotation of a GenBank genome assembly
AUGGAAGCCGACGAGGAAGAGCGCGAAGUAGCGACGGCAUCGGCCGCAUUAUUUGGAGUCACAGUACAUAAUGAAUCUGGAUAUAAUGAUGAUGGAAUGGAUGGCUCGGACUUACCACCAUCAUUUGUCAUGCCAUUACUGAAUCGAGAUGACGAAGAAGUAGACGGACAGCAAGUAUCGGAUUUAAUCCAAGUGUCAGAAGUGGAGAAACAGGUUGAAGAAGACGGUGAUAUUCAAAUGAAUAGUGAAGAAAUGAAUCAUCAUAUGAAUAUUCAGAGAAUAUCAAUGGAAACUGAACCAGUAGACAAUGGAAAAGAUGGUGAUAAUGAUAGAGAAGGAGAAGAAGGAAAAGAUGGUACUCAAAUAAAAGAGACAUUAGAUCGACGUGGUUAUCAAUGUCGAUAUGAGAAUUGUCCAAAAUUUGCUCAGGCAGGAGGUUUAUGUAUCGCUCAUGGUGGUGGAUAUCGAUGUCAAACACCAUUUUGUGCAUUCUUUAAUUUACGCACAUGUCCAGAUCACGGAGGCUCGAAACGAUGUGGAGUCACAGGAUGUACGCGUGUAGCACUGGGGACUUCGGCACUUUGCUGUGCACAUGGAGGUGGACGGAAAUGUUCGAUUAAAAAAUGUAACAAGUAUGAUGCUGGACAAGGACUUUGUCUAGCCCAUGGAGGAGGACGAGACUGUAGGAUGAAUGGCUGCACCAAGAAGGCAAUUCGUUAUGGAGUCUGUAGUGGCCAUGGAGGUCGUGCACGUUGCAAAGUAGAAGGGUGUGAGAAAUACGAUCGAGGACAGGGAAAGUGCAAGGCUCAUGGUGGCGGUUAUUUCUGCAAAGUACAGGGAUGUGGCAAAAAGGAUAAAGGGGGUGGGCUGUGUGUUGCCCAUGGCGGUGGUAAGAAAUGCUAUGUGGAGGGAUGCACCACGCCAUGUGUUGAGCACGGUGGAACGGGCAAGCGCUGCUCGCGUCGCGGGUGUGACAAGCAUGACCAAGGCGGUGGGUUUUGUCUUGCACAUGGCGGCGGAUUUACCUGUACAAUCCCGGACUGCACGAAGAAGCAGAUCCGGUUCGGACGGUGCUGCGCGCACGGCGGAAAACCACGAUGUACUGUAGCCGGGUGCGAGCGUCUAGGGCAGGCACGUGGACUUUGCAAGGCCCAUGGCGGUACAAAACCUUGUAGCUUUCCGGAAUGCACACGUAAGGCAAAUAGCGGUGGUCAUUGUAUUCGUCAUGGCGGCGGAGGGCGUUGCAAAAUGGAGGGAUGCGUCAAGACAAAUCGCGGUGGAGGCUACUGCAAAGCCCACGGCGGAGGCAAAAAAUGUACUGUGCCUGGCUGCAACGACUGGGCCAUCGGUGGUGGUCUGUGCCCACAGCACGAAAUCUUUGACGCGGCCGCAGUUGUGUCGGUGUGA